UACCCCUCGCCCCGUCCUACACCAGCCCUCUCUAGGGUUUCUCUCUCCCUCUCUCUCGUCUCACUCUCUCCAUACAUGAAUGAGGAGAACGCCCCUCCCCUCGGUUCCCGAAUCGUCCACCAUUUCCACUCCACAAAACCUUUUCUCCCUUGCAAAAGGCCGCGCCAAUCCCUCCCCAACUUUUCGAAUGAGCUUAACAACACCCCCCACGAAGCAGAAGCCGUCGAGUGCUCCACUCCGGCGAAGACCCCCAAAUCUUCAAAUUCUGAUCACGGCGUUCUCGAUGAGGACCUCGACGAGGCGUUCCUUCAACAAGUGGACGCUCUAUGCGAAGAGCGGUCAGCCGCGAGGAAGGAGAAGCCGGCUGUCGAGGAAGGCAUAAACUCUCGUGAUUCAGAAGCUGGCGGAGAGGAUCUGCGAUCGGAAGGGCCGUCGAGUGAUGAUUCCGUGCCGCAGAAGUACCGCGAGUAUCUGCGGUCGCUGAAUGACGCGCAGAGGGAAGCUGCUUGCUGCGACACUGCAGUUCCUUUGAUGAUCAUCGCUGGUCCCGGAAGCGGAAAGACUUCGACUAUGGUUGGGCGGGUGCUGACUCUACUCAAAGAGGGGAUUGGUCCCUCAAAUAUACUCGCAAUGACCUUCACGACUGCGGCUGCAUCAGAGAUGCGGGAUAGAAUAGGUGCAGUGGUUGGGAAAGCCGUCGCUAAGGAGCUGUCGAUCAGCACGUUCCACUCUUUCUGUCUACAGCUCUGUAGAUCUCACGCCGAUAAGUUGAGCCGGACAGCUGAGUUCCUGAUAUACGGGCAUGGACAGCAGAGACGAGCAGUUAUUGAGGCAUUGCGCUUGGCAGAAAAUGCAAAAAGAAGCGGGCAAGAAAGUGCAGAUUACCAGCUUGACAAAUUUUCUGGUGGUGAUAUUGCAAGAUCAUUUAAAGAGAAAUCAAAGAAGUGGCAGAAGUUUGUGACCCAGGCUAAGGCUUCUGGGAGAACACCUGAUGAAUGCGAGAAAAUGGGCGAUGAGAUUGGAGCUUUGAUUCUUAGACAUUAUAAUGAUAUUCUGAAAUCCUGUGAUGCUCUGGACUACCAUGACUUCAUUAGCUCAUCCACAAAGUUGCUCACUGAUUUUCCAGAAGUGUACCAAGAGUGUCUAGAUAAAUGGAGGGCCAUCGUUGUAGAUGAGUUUCAGGAUACAAGUUCCAUGCAAUAUCGACUUUUAAGAAUUCUCACUUCUCAUAAUCAUGUCACCAUAGUAGGUGAUGAAGAUCAGUCCAUAUUCAGCUUUAAUGGUGCUGAUGUUUCCGGAUUUGAAUCCUUCCGUCGAGAUUUUCCUAAUCACAAGGAGGUUAGGUUAAUUAAGAACUAUCGCUCUACACGCUUGAUUGUUGAGGCUGCAUCAGCUCUUAUUCACAACAACAUUAAGCGGUGCCAUCUAAAACAAGUCGAGACUGAUAAUCCUACUGGGUGUAAAAUCACUGUUAAGGAGUGUCAUAAUGAAGAUGCACAAUGUGCAUUUGUUGUCGAUAAAAUUAUUGAAAUCACGUCUGAUAGUUCAACUCCCAGCUGCACCUUUGGAAAUAUAGCUGUUCUUUAUAGGAGGCAGAUGUCUGGUAAAGCUUUCCAGACCGCCUUCCGCAACAGGAAAAUCCCUUUUAAUGUUCAUGGUGUGGCCUUCUAUAGGAAAAAGGUAAUCAAGGCCAUUAUGGCGAUACUUAAGACAACAUUGCCAGAGCGUGAUGAUGGGCCAUCUCGUCAAGCCUUCAAGGCACUUCUGCCAUGUGAGAAGGAUGAAAAGAAAAAGUUCAUUGAAUAUGUUGAAAAGAUAUCCUUAGCAAGGAAUUGUAGCUUUCUAUCAGCAGCCAAAGACAUCUUCAGUGCGAAGAUCUCAGGUACCUUCAAAAGGAGUCAACUUACUCAAGGACGUAAAGUUUUAUCAACUCUAGAUACAAUGUCAAAACUUGUACAGAAGGAACAGUCAAUUUCAGUAGUUAUCUCUUCAGCAGCAGAUGUGUUACCUCAGAAGUUCCUACUAGAACAGCGUGCAGUAGUUGAUGCAGAAGGUGGAAAAUUGUUGAAUGAAGAUAAUGACUUAAGAUCAGUCCUUCAGUAUCUAAUGGAUGAUGUUUCUGAUUUUCUGUCAACACAUUUUGCUGAUCCAGAGGCAAGAAAGAUUGAAGAGAAAGGAUGCGCACAUACACUUAAGGCCUUUAUAGACUAUAUAACUCUGAGGGAGUCGGAAAAUUUUCAGUCUCGAAGGAGGGAAAAUCAGAAUUCUGUUACAGUAACUACCAUUCAUCAGGCAAAAGGCUUAGAAUGGGAUAACGUUUUCAUUGUUAAGGCAAAUGAUUCUGAGAUCCCUUUGUUGCAUGAGUAUAAUGGCAUUGUAAAGGGUGGGGCAACGUUGGAGGAGGAAAGGAGGCUGCUGUAUGUUGCAAUUACUCGUGCUCGGAAAAAGUUGUACAUUUUGUAUAUCACUGUGGAUUGCGAUUGGCAGUUACUGCAACCUUCACGCUUUCUACAUGAAAUCCCAGCUCACCUUCUUGAGAUCCAGGGUGAGGAUACUUUAAAAGUGGAACGACAGAAUACAGGAAGUAUUCCUUUCAAUAAAUGUGGAUCUGAAUUAUUACCCAGAAAUCAUAACUCUGGUAUUAAUGAGAGCUCAAAUUUCCCAGUAGAAUUUGCUCACAUGUGCCUUAGUAAUGAUUUUUUAAAGAGGUUUGAUAUAGAUGAUAGAUCAACUGUUUCUUGUUUAUUCCACCAUUGGGCAAAAAAGCAGGCAUUUCAACAUCCAAAACGGUUGCUUGACAAGAUCAGCUUUGUCAUUGAUGAGCGUUUAAGAAGCAAAGCUUACAAGCGGAAGGAUGUUCUAUGUAAACUAAAAUCAUCAUUAAGUGGUGAUGAAGCCUCUCAGUAUGCCCAAUAUGUUAUCAAGUGGGAGCAGAUUCCUCUUGAUAAACGUGUUCAUUUGAUGAGAGAGAGACAGGAACAUUUCCAAAAACAGAGAAUAGAGAACUCGAUGGGUUCGUCAGAAGCUACAUCUAAACAGAUUGCAUAUCUAAGGAAUUUGGGGUGCACUGUAGUCCCUACUUCACGCCUUCAUGCAUCACGUCUGAUUGAGCAAUACAAGUCCUUGUGACCCAGAGUAUAAUGUGGAGAUUUUAAGAUGAAACCUAUCUGAUUUUCUCCUAUUAUCUUAUUCUUCGUUUUUUCAUUCUUCUCUUGAGGAACUGAGAAGAGCACGCCGGUGUAAAGCCUGUUCUAUUGAAAAUGUAUACUAACAUUGCCAUGAUAUUUAUGUGAUCGCUGAGUCGGGAAAAUUAA
Messenger RNA from Ananas comosus (pineapple), 3314 nucleotides. RefSeq names its product ATP-dependent DNA helicase SRS2-like protein At4g25120. The transcript is spliced from 29 exons. NCBI's taxonomy places the organism in Eukaryota, Viridiplantae, Streptophyta, Magnoliopsida, Poales, Bromeliaceae. Gene Ontology annotation, molecular function: ATP binding; 3'-5' DNA helicase activity; hydrolase activity. Gene Ontology annotation, cellular component: nucleus. The record is from RefSeq and is a predicted model, not a curated record. Gene Ontology annotation, biological process: recombinational repair. The coding region runs from base 76 to 3129 and encodes 1017 amino acids.